AUGGCGUCACGGAUCGAGGACUUGAAUUUCGCGACACGUCGUCAGAACCAUACGUUAUACUCGGUUCAAGCACUCCAGGCUUGCUCUCGUGAGAUAAACAGCAUCAUCACUCGCAUCUCCGAAAGUUAUCAAAGCAUCCUCGACCAUGAGGAAAGCUUCGCAGUGUACAAGAACAACACAUCCCAUGCUUCUAGAAUCGAAGAAGAUUUCAGAACAAGAUUGUUCGACGGCCGCAAACCGUCUGUCACUGUCACCAAUAACCGGACUGUCGAUAGUCGAACCACAGCAGAUGUUACUUGGCUUGACCUCAUUUGGGGAGUGCCGCCGGAACAGUUUGUGCGUCAGGAUGAUGGAGCCUUUUGUUGCCGCUUCAGAGGCCAGACGGUGACGAUUCUGGAAUGUGACCUCGCCAGAUUACAAUUUUCACCGCGACAUCCUCUAGGCGGCCCGACCAAAGUCGUCAAGGAAGAUGCUAUGGCAGAGCAUGAGACACUUUUAGAGAUGCGGGCUGCCAUGAAGCAAAUAGAUGAAUGUUAUCAAAACCUCAAGUGUUCUGAAGCUGGGAUGGAUGCGCGCUUCAAAAUGUUCGCUGAAUAUCUGGGCCUCCCUAUAGAGACUCCCAGGACUUCCAAUGCCCAACUGUCGGAUGCUUCUCGAGAUGCCUCGCCUGCGAACUCGAUAUCGGUUGACCCGGAAGGGGAUAUUCCAUACAUGGCAACUCAUCAACUCAAUCUGCGUGUUAGGCAAGCCCCAAGGCGAGACGAGACCCCCAAUACUACCGCUGAAGGAUCUCAAGGGCCUGACACAUCUCACGCCCAGAGAUCACUGGAUGCAAUGCCUCGUGAUGCCGAUAUCGAGAUGACGAACACCGACUCCUUAUGGACAUCUUCGCUUCCCAAUAACAGGCCGCUUGCCCCAACAGAGUACUCAGCCACCGAUUUCUCUGCAUCCUCGGUGUUUGACGGAUCGUACAUUGUGCCUAAACUGGAAUAUCCGGAGGAGAACAUGGAUAUUCAGUCUUCAUUCUUGGGCCUGCCUUCCGACUCCAACAACAUCCAACCUCAGAGUGAAGACAUUGCGGGACAUGCUGGUCAUAUCAUUGUUUCCAAGAAAGGGAUGAGCGUGAACCACACCCCACAGGAGUUCGCGGAAGCGAGCUACUUCAUAAAAGCCCUCAAACUAAAGGGAAUGUCCUGGUCACAGAUUUCCGAAGAGUACGCUAAGUAUUUUGGAGUUCGCCGCAGUCCGGCAGCUUUAGCAAAUCCUCAGAUACACUGGCGCAAUUUACAACGGGACCAACUGUUAGUGCUAAAAAUCCGUGCCCGGGCGGCCUCGCGAGAUCCCAUCAACCGAUACUCGCUCGGAUUUGCCUCUCCAGUCUGA
Molecule: messenger RNA, 1383 nt
Organism: Penicillium lagena
Lineage: Eukaryota; Fungi; Ascomycota; Eurotiomycetes; Eurotiales; Aspergillaceae
Exons: 2
Coding region: 1-1383 (460 amino acids)
Source: RefSeq, a predicted model, not a curated record